AUGGAAGCAGUGCAGGAGGUGAGCUUGGGCGCCCUGCUGGACGCUGGGGACGGCGCCGUGGUGACUCUGGUGGCCGGCGACACGUGGCUGGUGGCGCACAGGGCCGUCCUGGCCGCCAGGAGCCCCGUGAUUGCCGCCAUGUUCCUCCACGGCACGCCGGAGGCCAGCAGCGACCAGCUCGCACUCCCUGACGUGGAGGGCCCAGUCCUGCAAGAGCUGCUGGGCUACCUCUACACCCUGCAGGCGCCCCAGCUGCCCGGCAUGGCCCACCAGCUGCUGGCCGCCGCUGACAGAUACGGAGUGUCCGUCCUGAAGGCAGAGUGUGAGCAGCAGGUGGCCGCACAGCUGUCCGUCGAGACUGCGGCGGCCACCGCUGUCCUCGCCAUUAGGCACUCUGCUGACAGCCUGAAGCAGGCCGCCGUCGCCUACAUUAAGGCCCACUUGGUCAGUGUGAUGGCCACUCAGGGCUGGGCAGAUGCAAUGCGUAGCCAGCCUGAAGAUUUGAUCGAAGUGUGUCGGCUGGUAUCUGAUCCACCAGUGGAAGCCAGGUGA
This is a messenger RNA of Schistocerca cancellata (South American locust), 552 nucleotides long. RefSeq names its product speckle-type POZ protein-like. NCBI's taxonomy places the organism in Eukaryota, Metazoa, Arthropoda, Insecta, Orthoptera, Acrididae. The transcript has a single exon. The coding region runs from base 1 to 552 and encodes 183 amino acids. Gene Ontology annotation, biological process: proteasome-mediated ubiquitin-dependent protein catabolic process; regulation of proteolysis. Gene Ontology annotation, molecular function: ubiquitin protein ligase binding. Gene Ontology annotation, cellular component: cytoplasm; nucleus. The record is from RefSeq and is a predicted model, not a curated record.